ACUACCCAGGGGCGGACUGACUAUUUGAGCAUUUGGGCACUGCCCGAGGGCACGGGGUCAGAAGGGGCCCCAUGAGAUGCCCCUGGUACCUUUCAUAGGCUUUUUUGGGUGUGGUUUGAGUGUGCGCGAGGACACAGGGGCCCCAUGAUCCCCUAUUGCCCGGGGGGCCCCAUGAGUUGUCAGUCCGCCCCUGCUACUACCUACUGGAUUGUACAUGCACGGGCGAUCAAAUGGUUAACUUUGUGCAGGAAGUGUUUUACUAGGGGGCGGGGGGUGUGUGCAUCACUGUAAGCACACUGCUCUGGAUGGGUGUGCAGAGCCAUCCAGAGCAG
Molecule: messenger RNA, 332 nt
Organism: Staurois parvus
Lineage: Eukaryota; Metazoa; Chordata; Amphibia; Anura; Ranidae
Source: the annotation of a GenBank genome assembly